GGUUUUCGAGUCUCUUCUCUACUAGCAGUUGUUCCCAUUCUGCCAUGUCGGAAACUGCUCCAGCUGAGACGGCAGCUCCGGCCCCGGUGGAGAAGUCCCCUGCCAAGAAGAAGGCUACAAAGAAGGCAGCUGGCGCAGGUGCGGCUAAGCGAAAGGCCACCGGACCCCCAGUCUCCGAGCUCAUCACUAAGGCUGUGGCAGCUUCCAAAGAGCGCAAUGGCCUUUCUUUAGCUGCGCUUAAGAAAGCCUUGGCUGCGGGUGGCUACGACGUGGAGAAGAACAACAGCCGCAUCAAGUUGGGUCUCAAGAGCCUGGUGAGCAAAGGCACCCUGGUGCAGACCAAGGGUACUGGUGCUUCCGGCUCCUUCAAACUCAACAAGAAAGCGGCCCCUGGGGAAGUCAAGCCCAAAGCUAAGAAAGCCGGUGCAGCCAAAGCCAAGAAGCCUGCAGGUGCCACCCCCAAGAAACCUAAGAAGGCUGCGGCAUCCAAGAAGACAGUGAAGAAGACUCCCAAGAAGGCAAAGAAGCCUGCGGCAGCUGGUGUAAAAAAAGUGGCUAAGAGCCCUAAGAAGGCCAAGGCUGCUGCCAAGCCGAAAAAAGCUGCUAAGAGCCCCGCCAAGCCCAAGGCUGUCAAGCCAAAGGCUGCCAAGCCCAAGGCUGCGAAGCCUAAAGCAGCAAAACCUAAAGCUGCAAAGCCUAAGAAGGCGGCUCCUAAGAAGAAGUAGGAAGUAGGCGUGGAAAACGAGCAGCAAAGCCCCAAAGGCUCUUUUCAGAGCCACCCAGAGAUCUCUACGAAAAUAGCUGUGCGCUAGCUUUUGUGGUUCCAUGCUAUCUUUUAACUCUCGCAUGCGCUCUAGCACUGAAAAAGCGAUUGGAGCCCAAAAGCUUUCAUUAA
Castor canadensis (American beaver) is the source of this 895-nucleotide messenger RNA. RefSeq names its product H1.5 linker histone, cluster member (gene H1-5). Gene Ontology annotation, biological process: nucleosome assembly. Gene Ontology annotation, molecular function: structural constituent of chromatin; DNA binding. Gene Ontology annotation, cellular component: nucleosome. The record is from RefSeq and is a predicted model, not a curated record. NCBI's taxonomy places the organism in Eukaryota, Metazoa, Chordata, Mammalia, Rodentia, Castoridae.